Molecule: messenger RNA, 800 nt
Organism: Puccinia graminis f. sp. tritici CRL 75-36-700-3
Lineage: Eukaryota; Fungi; Basidiomycota; Pucciniomycetes; Pucciniales; Pucciniaceae
Exons: 1
Coding region: 1-585 (194 amino acids)
Source: RefSeq, a predicted model, not a curated record
AUGCCUCCCCCUCCCAUUCCCGAUCCCCCUCCUCUACCAACCGGACAAGUUUCGCAUGAACCACAAACCACGGAUUCACCACUAAAAAUACUCAGCGAGAUAACGAAGUUCCUGAAUGAAGCUCUCUCACCAAAGAACCCGGCUAGAAUACUGAAUGAAAACCAAAUACAAGCUCUGUUAGAUCAAACAAUCAAACUGAAAUCUGCUAUGAAUAUCGAGUCGCAUCUGGAAAAGAUCACUGAACGACUAGAACGAUUAGAACAACGACCUCUUACAGUUUCUCCUCCGACACCUUCGACCUGGCCCUCAGCGACCACUACCAACAAUAAGAAAACAAACCCUACCAUAAACAAGCAAGGGAAAUGGACACCAAUGAUACCAUCAAACGCACAAAUAAACGAGUUCAAGAAAUCUAGCCUAGUAAUUUGCACUCCGCCUGGGUUCGUUGCACUAGAUUCAGCGACAGCGACAGACAUCACAACUAAGAUUAAUAAGAUUUUAAUUUCUAUUGACGCCAAAAUCGACUCACACCAAAUUGAAAUCGACGGCAUUGCGCGACUUCCCUCUAAAGAUUUGAAGAUCUAAAUGAGUUCGCGAUCAAAUGCACGGUGGCUGCUCAACAACAAACACAAGUGGACAGACUUGCUUUGCACCGAACUUAAAACUUUCCCCAACCGAUAUCCCGUUAUCUUACAUGCAAUCCCGACUAACUUUAAUCCAACAGAUACUUCACACCUGCAAGAGCUAGGAACGCAAAACCGGAUUGAUCCAAACCUGAUUGAAUCAGCUCGAUGGCUCGG